Molecule: messenger RNA, 2722 nt
Organism: Scleropages formosus (Asian bonytongue)
Lineage: Eukaryota; Metazoa; Chordata; Actinopteri; Osteoglossiformes; Osteoglossidae
Product: calcium/calmodulin-dependent protein kinase II inhibitor 2-like
Exons: 2
Coding region: 1141-1380 (79 amino acids)
Biological process (GO): negative regulation of protein kinase activity
Molecular function (GO): calcium-dependent protein kinase inhibitor activity; protein kinase binding
Source: RefSeq, a predicted model, not a curated record
CACACACACACACACGUAUCCUCGGGUUCUCAGUGCACAACGACGACGUCACAUUGAUUUUUUGUGGAGGUGGCAAUCUGUAAGGCAUUUCACUCAGUAAUGACAAGAAUAACUAAGCUCUUAGAUUCGCUGUUGUCCUAUUGAUAACUAACGCAUAACACGCCACGAUAACAGUCAAAUGUCAGUGUUUGUCUGACAUGAUGAUUACAAAGAGUCCGAACACAAAUUACAACACGACACGUGCGCAGACUGUCACUGUCGUGUUCAUCGAACACGGACUGAGCGAUGGGGCCAAUACCGGCGGGAACGAAUCGUUAUUUUCAGGACAAAAACGUAAAAAAUAUAUCUAAGCACUUUCAAGCGAGUCGGUGUUUGUGUCAAUUCUCCAUGCGAGACGUCCAGUAUGAGUAUUGACCGUAGACGGUCAUGUCGCACUUCCACAGAGACAUGAUCAUAUCUGUCAUCAUGACACCUGUGCUGUGCUGUUUUGAACGAAGCAGGAACUUGGGACCUACACCCUAUUUCGGUUAUUUUCGGUUUCACUCAGUCUCAUUAAUUAAUUUAGAAAUGAAUUCAUUCAUUCCUGCUUAAUUACAUGCGAGUGGCAAAAACUUGACGCUGAAACGCGGAGCUGGGAAAGAUUUGUCUCGUGACUCGGCGAGUGACGGCUGUCCAUAAUCAUUAUUAUGCCACGCGGGCCUGCGCGUGAGUCUGAAUAAAGAAGAAACUGCACGCAGCACGGGCUAACAACAUCUGUAUUUGUUUUCCCCCUAGAACGUUGUUAUUUAUUAUUCUGGCCAGCUGAUGUCACCAUAAUUCUCUACUUCGCGGGUUUCUACAGUACACCCACUCCUCCCCGCAUCACUGUAAACUCGGAUGGAUGACUUCACUCUUGCGACUGGAUUUCCUUCAUUGUCCCGGGAUCUCCCAGCCUUCCCCACCAGACCCCUGCGAGCGCGCGCAGCACGACAGCAGUUCCUCGCGCGACGCGGGCGGUGGCUGGUGGUCCCGUGCUCCCGGCUCCGGCUCCGUCCGUGACUCGCAUCCCGCGCCGCCUCCAGCAGAAGGGAGUUACAAAGCGACAGAUUAUUGUUUCGUUGCUUGCCUUUUGGAGGCUGCACUCUCCAGUCGUGUGCCGUGAUGUCCGAGGUCCUGCCGUACAGCGAGGGCAAAAUGAACGGCUACGCGGCGGAGAGCGACGUGAACCAGAUCUCCUUCAGCUGCGGGCUGCAGGACACCAAUUCCUUCUUUGGGGCAUCGCAGGCAAAAAGGCCCCCCAAACUUGCUCAGAUCGGCAGAGCCAAGCACGUGGUCAUCGAAGACGACCGAAUACACGAGGUGCUCAAAGGAAUGUCGGACAAAUCACGAGCCGGUGUGUAAACACAAGUGAUGCCUUCAGUGUUUUUUCAUCACAUUUACAUCAUGAUCACCUGCUGGACACACUUGUCGGAUGCUGAGUUGUGAAGGAUUGCAAGGGAGCACAAAGCGCUUGGCGAUGGAGAACGCCGGAUUAGAAGAACACAGGAAGAGACAGGGGGAGGGAGAGAAAGAGAGAGAUCGAGCUAUUGUUGUUGGCAUUUCACCAGACAAAACGCAAAUUUAGACCACCGCUGCACGAGACGCUGCUGGUCCGCGCAGCGACACACGGCGAUGGACGCACUUUACCAUUUCUUCAGCACAUUCUUCCAGAAAGGGCCCUGUAUGCAACUGCGACGACCACAGAAACAUGUCCAGGUGUGCUGAUCGCCAUCAGCCCGUUUCUACCCCUGCAGAGUGUGAGACGGGCUGGCGACGCUGCGCACGGAGAAGACGGAGCUGCGAAACUGCAACAUUCGCGACGCCGCGUCGUGCAAAAACAAAGAAAACCCCCAGCGACGCGUGUAAAAUAAGACAGGCCACAGCCGAGAAUAAUCUGCGUUCUUUGUUAUACAUGAACACUUCUUUUUUGCAUUCGUUUCUGGCUCUGCCAAUUUUUGUGUGUUUAAACGGUAUAUUUACGGCAAAAAAUAGCGUAGAUAUAUGUUUUUUCCAGCACCGUCGUUGGACAGUUAAACGUAGAGAAGGGACGACGAACACGAGAGGCGAUUUAUUACUCUCUCUCUCUCUCUACAUAUAUAUAUAUAUAUUUAAAAUAAUGACACACAACCGAACGUUUUCCAUCUGUUUCGCAUGACGGUUUGCUCCGGUGCCAAAACGAAAGGGCAUUUUCACCGCUCAUUACAGCGCGUACUGUGUUUUUUUUUUUUAAACAGAUUUCAUAUGUGUAUUUUUAUAUCUAAUUUCAAUCUGUUUGUUAUUUUAAAAAAGCUCAUACGCCAGUGUAACGUUUACAGUCCACCAAGGAGAGUGUGCUCAGAUUGAGACGAAAAAAAAAAAGGCCAUGAUCUGAAAUUUUAUUUUCAUUAGCUUGUUCUGUCAAGUAUUUUACUUUAAGAUUUCUUGAUGUGUUUUUGCACACGUAAUUAGUAAGCUGUUAUUAUGAAGCAUGAAAUGGGUAGUGUUCACGAUUUUACAGUCCGUAACGGUUCAUCAGCAUAUCUACUUACAUCUAUGUAAUAACGGCUAUGUAUGUAUAAAGUUGUUUAUUAUGUGACUAUUUUGUACCGUUCUUAAAGACUAUCAAGCCAUUAUUUGAUGUGCAUGAUAUCUAAAUAUUUUCAAUACAUUUAUGAAACAGAAAUGGAAAUUCUGACAUUCUAAGAAUGAUAAAUUGUAUAUUAUG